Molecule: messenger RNA, 261 nt
Organism: Perkinsus marinus ATCC 50983
Lineage: Eukaryota; Perkinsozoa; Perkinsida; Perkinsidae
Exons: 5
Coding region: 1-261 (86 amino acids)
Source: RefSeq, a predicted model, not a curated record
AUGUCAACUAGGGAUGUUGCUAUGAAAACGCUAGUUGUGAAGCAAGGGGCUAGCAGGGCGAGGACACUGUUAAAGCUGACCCGAGACCUUUCGGAUGAACGAGAUAUAACUCGACCGCGGCGGUCUACCCCCAAAGGUGGUUUUAAGGCGCAACUUAUGCAUCACGCUGUAGCAGCAACUAAAUUGGUUGGUCAGGAUGAGCUCAACAACGAGGAGGAGAAUCCAAAGAGCCAGACUGAGCUCAGGAGUUUCCAAAGCUAA